GGUAAAUUUAAGUUUAUAGUGGAUAUUUUUCCCGAUUAGCUCUUUAGAUUAAAAUAUACUUCAAAAUGCCUUCCUAGAACAUGAGUCCUAAAUAAUUAAACGAAAACAUAACUAUGUUAAGCAGGACUUCAUUAGAGGAAAAUGAUUCCCAUGGUGUCGGGUCGUCGGCAAGUUUUCGACAAGGAAUGGAAAGUGUACUAGAAGACUCAUCUCAAAUGCAGUCUAGAGGGGAGACUGAAGAUGAAUUUGACACUGAUAAAUAUAAACAGAAAAAUGCUGAAGCCACUGCAAAGAGUGAAAAGUCAGAUAUAAAUCUAAAAACCUCUACUCAAUCUUUAAAGAAGCUCGGCUCAAAAUUGAGCACAUCUAUGACGGAUGACUUUGAUAUGGAAAUGUAUAAAACUGCCAGAGGAAAUUUAGACUCCAGACAAAAGAAGACAUCCGUUAUUGGAAAUUACCCUGACAGUAAACAGUCUACGAAGACAGAAAAUAUGGUGAAGGCAAGUUAUAGACUUACAGAAGACGUGCUAGAUCCUGACAAAAGUGGGGAACCAUGGGUUAAUACUUCAAGAGAACUUAAAUCUGGUACUGUUGUCUGCUCGACGCACGAUGAAGCUCCUGUGAUCAUGCAUUGCAAGACAUGCGAUCGUCUUGUUUGUGAUGAGUGUAUAACAUCAACCCACAAACCACAUGACCUCGUAGAAAUUCGGAAACAAGGCCUGCAAGAUAAGCUCAUCUUAACAGAAAAACUUCCUGACGUACGAACACGCGCUAUCCCGUCACUUAGAAAGAACUUAGAUGGAUUAAGUCAUACGAAAUCAAAAUGCACGGAGGAAUUUGAUAGCAUGAUUGAUCAAAUCAAACAUAGGUCAUCGGUUUUAAUAAUGGCUAUCGAAACGGCAAGGGAUCGUUUGAUUAGCAGAUGUUCUUCAGACAAAGAUGCUAGCCAUGCAUUUCUUAAUAAGCUGGAAGAUAAACUCUCAACAGGCUUAGUAAGUAUUGAAGCAUCGGCUAAUUCUUCAGAUGAGGCACUCCAAAUGGACAAAGAUCCGGCGACCGUACAUGAAAGAAUUAAACUUCAAUGGCUUCUUGACAAAUAUCGAAGAAGUCACCCUCAAAUAACCUAUCCAAAGUUUCAAAACGGAACUGCACCAAGAGAGGAGGCUACUCUUGAAAAAAUGAUAGGGUAUUUUGACGGCAUGUUGAAGUGCGAAGCAAAAGACCAAUUGCACAAGAUUAUGCUUAACGUAACACCACUUGGAUCAUUGAAACCAUUGUAUGUAAAAACAAUUUCCUACAUGCACAAAGUAAGAAGCGCAUGUUCGUCUGGUGACGAUAAAAUCUGCAUUAUUCCUGUAAUUCCCUCGACGUCAUUAGACAUCAUGACGUCGGAUGGUGUAUCAGUAAUGACUCAAGUUCCCCAUACACGCAUAUAUGAUAUCACGAGAACAAUGGAUAGCCAUUUUUUAGUUUCGGAUCCUCGUAGUAGAAAAAUCAUGAGAAUAACAGAGCACGGAGUCGUUGUCAAAUGGACAAAUGUAAAUGGUAUACCAAGAGGUCUGCACGCUUGCAAAAAUGGAGAUAUUCUUGUUUGCAUUGUCGAUAGCGUAGCAUUUUCACACUUCCGUCAUUCAAAGCGCUUUAUUAUUCGGAUGAACGAGAAUUUUAAAAUCAUUGAGACCUACGGCCAAAAAGAACACAUAUUUAACAUACCGGACCGUAUAUUCGAAAACAUUAAUGGCGAUAUCUGCAUCAUUGAUAGAACUGGUGGAUUGGAUAGUAGGCUUGUAGUUAUGGAUUGCCAUGGCGGGGUACGGUUUGAGUAUCCAGGUGAAGGAAGUUUUGACGGCUCGUAUGGUGAUGGAUAUAUACCAGUGAAGCGACAAGCAUUUAGUGAUGUCUGCUGCGAUGGUUAUGCCAACAUUUAUCUUUCAGAUGAAAGAAACAAUGAAAUCGUCGUUCUAGAUCCCGAUGGGGCGGAGCAAAAAGGCGUUGACGAGAUCUUCAUGAAGAAACGGGAUAAGGUUGAAACGAACAUGGUUGCACCACACAGAAUAGUAAUAGACCAAAAUGGGAGACUAUGGGUAAUUCAGAGACGAAAAAUUACACUGUUUGCCUUGUACAACUAGGACUUAGUUGUUAUGUUCAUAUAAAUAUUUAUAUAUGUUUAUAUAUUUCAGCUGUUGAUAAAAUUGGUAUAUAUUCAAACAAAUUAGUUGUUAUCUUCGUCAUAGAGGUAUCUACCAGAUAUGGUCUACAUGAUCCAUGCAGUCUAUAUCUUAAACUGAUUAACAAUCUUUUUACAUCCCAACGAUUUAUCGCGAAAGUGGGUUUUUUUUACUUCAAGUUGCUAAUAUUUCUUGAAUACUGAUGACAAAUAUAGAACUUUAAUAAAUUUCGUAAAUGAUUUAACAAAUACAAAAUGAACAAAAUAAAUGCUUCGUCGAAAAAGUUUAUCUAAGUGUUUUUGUCCGUUUAGGAAUAAGGCAGUCAUUGAAAUUUUCCAUAGAACAACUUUAGAUGAUUUAGAGAUGUAUUUUUGCUUAGUGGGUUAGUGUCUCAUUGACAUAUCCAAGGUCUCCUUUUUCUUAUAUCAAUGAUAAUAUACAAUAAUUAUAUUAUUAACACAUUCAAUUUAAUUGUUAUGGCAUGAUCAAAUACUAAAAAUAAAACUGACAACUUUUAAUAUAUUCCAUGGGAGUGACAGUGGCUUUCAUAUGAUUUUUUUAAAAUAAAUAACUACAAGUAUU
Molecule: messenger RNA, 2750 nt
Organism: Mytilus californianus (California mussel)
Lineage: Eukaryota; Metazoa; Mollusca; Bivalvia; Mytilida; Mytilidae
Exons: 2
Coding region: 114-2129 (671 amino acids)
Biological process (GO): positive regulation of DNA-templated transcription
Cellular component (GO): chromatin; nucleoplasm
Molecular function (GO): zinc ion binding; ubiquitin-protein transferase activity
Source: RefSeq, a predicted model, not a curated record